Molecule: messenger RNA, 414 nt
Organism: Trichoderma asperellum CBS 433.97
Lineage: Eukaryota; Fungi; Ascomycota; Sordariomycetes; Hypocreales; Hypocreaceae
Source: RefSeq, a predicted model, not a curated record
AUGAGCGACCGUACUCGAAGCGCUGCCGCCCUCAACGGGUCACGCACCACCAGAAGUUCCGGCCUGGCAAAUGUCCCCAGCAGCGGUGGCGGCUCCAGCAACAGCAGCAAGACGAGCCUCUUCCGAAGCCACUUCAUCAGGCGGCCAAACGCUCCCUCGGCCGAGCCGGCGGACGGCGUGCGCCCGGACGCGGAGAUGACGCCGCGGGCUGAGGCCUCGGACCUUGUUGUGAGAGACCAGCAUGGCGAGGUGGAGAUUGGGAAUCCGCCGACGCCGGUGGUGGAUGACGAGGAGGAGCUGCAGGCGUUGGAGUAUCAGCAGGAAAAUGAAAGGGAGAAACAGCGUCUAGCAGAGGCGAUUCGACAUUAUCAAAUCAGCCACAGCUCUAUAGCUGAUCAGCCUGACGGUAAGUAA